Cylicostephanus goldi is the source of this 696-nucleotide messenger RNA. NCBI's taxonomy places the organism in Eukaryota, Metazoa, Nematoda, Chromadorea, Rhabditida, Strongylidae. The record is from the annotation of a GenBank genome assembly.
AUGCAAUCUAUCGACCAAGCUCGCGAAGUGAGAUAUGCAAUGCAUAAUAUUCAGUGGCCAGCAGCUAAUCCUAAAACGCUUUCCGUACAAUUCGAUACCAAAGAGAAUAUGGAGCGACAUCGCAAUGGAUUGAGCUCCUCAGCUUCAUCUGCUACUCCUGCGCCUGCUACUCGCAGUGAAAGAAAACACUCAGAUCGUGAAAGACCGGUAGAGGCAGCGAUGCGUGAAAAUGAAAAACGUGAGGAACACAAAGAGAAGGAAAGAAGAGAACGAGCAAAGGCUGAGAAAGAUGUUGAAAUGAAAACAGAGAAAGAUGAAAAGAAAGAGAAGCCAAAGGAAGAACGACAUCACGACGAUAAACAUUCCGUAGUGAGUGAGACAUCUUUGAAGAAAGACGAGCACGACAGAAAGCGUCACCGCUCUGAAACCCCACCCUUCAGCAGAGCAGCGAUAGAAAAGAAAGAACGACGCGAUUCAUACCAGAGGCAUGAUCGUGAGCACGAUCGUGAACGUGAACGAGAUCGUUAUGACCGAAGACGUGAUGAUGAUCGAAUUAGACAUCGUGACGAGCGUGAAGAAGAAAAGGAAAGAGAAGAAAAACCUGUAAAAACUGCUGAUUCACUAUUUAUGAAGACGAAGACGUUACCAGCUAUAUAUUUCUUGCCGUUAACGGACGAGGAGAGGGAAUUUUUUUAG